AUGAUAGAUAUCAUCGAAGAGCUGUUACGAUCUAUUGUUGACUUCUGCACAAAGAUGAUGGCCCUUCUAUGGUACUAUCGACCGGAGAGUCUGGUGCCGCCACGUCGAAAUGGUGUAAUUGACUGUGAACUCUUCGCCAGUCGUCAUUGCGAUGUCAAUCCGGUUGAUUGUAUCGAUGAUUUGGCUUACGUUUACUCCUCUUUGCCCUACGCUCGAUUUAUGGCUCUUGCGAAGUACAAACAGGAGUGUCGUACUCAUCGCCGACCGAGUUCUAUUGUUCCUCCUCUUCACAAAACCCCUGCAUCUACCUCAACUAAAAGUGAAGUGGGUACCAAUCGUAAAGCCUCGGCGGACGGUUGCUCAUUAAAUCGCCCUCAUACCGUCAAGCUGUCCGUUGCAUUGUACAAGCUCAAUAAUCGCCCUGGAGACGUUUCAGAGUUUCCUGAAGAAGCGACAAUCUCCAAUGUGUUUCUCUGUCGUGCCUGGUACGAUUUCCACUCCCGCAGAGUAAUGCGUAGCUUGAAGGCUCUUAAUAAUAAUCAACACAUUACGAACACAACCGCUUACACUACGAAUAACAAUGGCCCCACAAUCACUAAACUCCAACACCCCCAACCUGUCACUUCCUCGAGUCCAGUCGGUCAUACAGCCCACUCAGAGGUUCCCAAGUCCACAACAAAUCAACCGUCCACAGAAGAGGAGUCGUCUAAUGGGCGAGCUAUACUAGAGACCACAGCAGAGCUCUCCAUUAAUUGGGCUGAUCACGGAGAAAAGAUUGUAAUGGCUUUAGGAGGUGAUAGAAGUUUAUCCUCAAGGCCAUCUUCUCCCCGAAAAAACAAAGCAUCUAAGGGUGAAGCUGAAUCAGUUUCUUCGUUGCCUCUUCCCUCUUCGUCUUAA
This is a messenger RNA of Rodentolepis nana, 897 nucleotides long. Lineage: Eukaryota; Metazoa; Platyhelminthes; Cestoda; Cyclophyllidea; Hymenolepididae. The record is from the annotation of a GenBank genome assembly.